CUUGACAAUAUUAAUAAUGAACAAAAUUUAUUUUAAGACAAUUAAACUUUUUUUAUUUUUGGAAUAAUAAUCGAUGCCCAUGAUUUUGCCACUCCGACCAACGCGCGCAGCUCCGUCACGGCGGACUCUAAACCCACAUUACAACGCCACUCCCUAAAGCUCAUUUCAAUUCCGCAAAAAAAUGACCUCUGCUGUUCCUCUCUCUCACUCACUCUCCACUCUACGCCCCAGCUCUUUUCUUGAGAAUUAAGGCUAAAAAGGGGGUGUUUCUGUUACUUGUUCGUCGUGCAUUCCCGAUAGAGAGGCUGAGGAAGAAAGGAAUUGCAGUGAAAUGAAAGGUGGGUCAGAUCCCAGCAUUUUAUUAGAAAUGGAGAGCAAGAUGAAUAUGGAAGUUCUUGAUAUAGAGCCAAUUCAUGCUGAAGCUGAGAUUUUUGAAGCACCAAAUGAUCCCUUUAAUGCAUGUGAUGGUUUCCUUUUAGGUUCAAUUCAAGAAACUGAUUGCUGGAGUGAAAUGCUUGAGCUCUCAAACAUGAAAUAUGAGAGCAAAAUGUUAGUUGAGGAAAACUGCAUGAUCUUCCCCACCUCUUUCAGUUCUGAGGACAUUGACUGCUUGGAGAACGUAACAGACUUCUUGCCAGAAAGCAUAUCAUCUGAUAAUAACGAUUUAGAAGUACUAUACAAUCUUGGCCAUUCAUCAAGCACACCAAUCCAUAGAUCUUCAAUGGAGACACACAAUGAGCUUAGUGUAGGUGGGCCCAAUGUGGAUCACGAGGCAAAGAAUUCUUCCCAAGACAGUAACUUUGAUGCUCCUCGUACACAGAGAGUGCGUAAGCCUACUCGGAGAUAUAUUGAUGAAUUAGCACUAGCAGAGGAUCUUAACCCAAGAUGUGUUAAGAAAAAAGACAAAUGUCAUAAGUUCAAAAACAGCAUGAAACAAAAUGAACAUGUAGCAGAAGAGUUUCAAGCCGAAGAGACUCUCUGUGAAGCUAUUCAAGUUCCCUUUGGUCCUCCCGUUCCCGAAGAAUGUCGUCCUGACCCCAACAGAGAUGGUGAUAAGAAACGUGUGCCUGAGGUUAAGAAAGUCAAUCAGGACAUGAUGCCAUCUUUUGCGUCUGAAAUUUGUCAUAAGGGGUAUGAAUUGGCCGUAUAUAAUCCCUCCAAGGCGAUACCACUCGAGCCCGGACCUGAAGAAUGUGAUAAGAAGUGCAUGUUCAAUGGGAAGCCCGUGAAUGGGACCCACACGUUAUCUUUUGGUUCCAAAGAAUGUAGCAAGAGUCCAACUUCUUGUGAUGUGAACAAGGUGCUUACAUCGGAUGAGGAGGAUAUUGAAAUGGCACUGACACUGUAUGAUGAGAGAAGGGCUCGAAGGAAACACCACAGGCUAUGGACCGUUACAGAGGUGAAGAUGUUAAUAGAUGGCGUUUCUCAGUUUGGAGUUGGAAGAUGGAGUCAAAUUAAGAAGCUUUUCUUCUCUGCAUCUGACCAUAGGACACCAGUAGAUCUCAAGGACAAAUGGAGAAACCUCUUAAAAGCCAGCUAUCUUCAAACACAAAGCAAGAAACCGGGUAAAGGAGCAAAGCAAAACUUUUCUUGGCGGCCAUUGCCGAAGCCCAUUUUGCACAAAGUCAUUGAAUUGGCCACUGUGCAUCCAUAUCCAAGAAACUGCAAGUCCAAGAAUUAUUAGAUCUUUCCUCUUCUUAUUACCAAUAAACCCCAAGCAAAAUCAUUCAGAUGUGAAAAGUUAAUCUAUUUAGCACUUUUUAGCAGAAUGUAUAUUCAUAAACAUCCUCUGCACUUGUACCCAAGAAUGUCAUGAAUUUGUAACCUUUCUAAAAUCAAUGGUAAUUGGUAAG
Molecule: messenger RNA, 1853 nt
Organism: Cuscuta campestris
Lineage: Eukaryota; Viridiplantae; Streptophyta; Magnoliopsida; Solanales; Convolvulaceae
Source: the annotation of a GenBank genome assembly